Emiliania huxleyi CCMP1516 is the source of this 985-nucleotide messenger RNA. RefSeq lists its product as hypothetical. The transcript has 2 exons. Gene Ontology annotation, molecular function: structural constituent of ribosome. Gene Ontology annotation, cellular component: ribosome. Bases 48 to 659 code for a protein of 203 amino acids. Lineage: Eukaryota; Haptophyta; Isochrysidales; Noelaerhabdaceae. The record is from RefSeq and is a predicted model, not a curated record. Gene Ontology annotation, biological process: translation.
CUGCUCGCUCCUCGCCACAGAGACUUAUCGUAAUCGCUCCAUCUGCGAUGUCGCGCCCUCUGCUGCAGCUGCUGCUUGUAUCCUGCCUCUCGGCGGCCUCGGGGUGGCUCGUCUCUCCCGCGUGCCCAACCCGCCGCGCCAUCUCUGCUGCGCCCGCCGCCUGCUGGGGCGUGCGCAUGGAUGAGGUCGCCGAGGCGGGGGAGGCUGCUGCGCCGGUGGAUGACUUCACCGAGGAGCUGCUGGACGCGCUGGCUGCGGACGAGGCGCCGCUGUCGGCGAUGGAGACGCAGCCCGUCUUUGUCAAGGCGGACAACCCGGACGAGACGCUCGAGCCGCGGCUCGCCUUUACCAACGAGCAGAGCGUCGAGGCGAUGCGCCAAAAGUACCGGCUGCACGCCUCGGACACGGGCUCCGCCCAGGUGCAGAUCGCGGUGCUGACCGCGCGCAUCCAGUACAUGACGUCGCACAUGCAGAAGAACAAGAAGGACUAUGCGUCGCUGCGCGGCCUGACGGCCAUGGUGGUCAGGCGGCGCAAGCUGCUCGAGUACCUGCUCCGCGAGGACCUGUCCGAGUUCCAGCGGCUCACCUCGGAGCUGGGCAUCCGCACCAACCAGCUGACCAAGCCCAAGCUAUCGGGCGCGCGCGGCCGCAGGGUCUAGAGCCGUGAGCACGGGCCCUCUGGCGCGCCACCUUUCCGAGAGGGGCUGGGAGGAUGUCUUGCAGCGCUCGUGGAGGGGAGGGCGAGGCGCGGCCGGCGCGGCGAGGCCCAGACACAGGCUCUGAGCGUGGAGCGGCCCGCAACGCGCCUUUUUGUUGGUUUCGCACGCACACAGAUUUUUCCCCCCCCCCCCCCCCUCACACGCCGCCUGACGAUGUGCGUUCCUCUGUCUAUCUUCUGUCCGUGGGGAGCAUCCGCCUUUCCGUGAUGGUACGAGGCAGGACGAGCUCCUUGUGCAAAUUCAUAUAUCAUAUGAUCAUUUUUGCA